Cordyceps fumosorosea ARSEF 2679 is the source of this 1938-nucleotide messenger RNA. RefSeq names its product Homeodomain-related protein. Gene Ontology annotation, molecular function: DNA-binding transcription factor activity, RNA polymerase II-specific; RNA polymerase II transcription regulatory region sequence-specific DNA binding. The coding region runs from base 1 to 1938 and encodes 645 amino acids. The transcript has 4 exons. NCBI's taxonomy places the organism in Eukaryota, Fungi, Ascomycota, Sordariomycetes, Hypocreales, Cordycipitaceae. Gene Ontology annotation, biological process: regulation of transcription by RNA polymerase II. The record is from RefSeq and is a predicted model, not a curated record.
AUGGCAGACCCGCACGGGAUAGGGUCCUCGGCAAAGCCAACCUGGUCGGAAGAAGGGAUGUAUCUGCAACGACCCGGGCCAAAUCACCCGCAGCAGCUCUUCCCGACGACGCAAGACUCCGCGUCAGACAAGGGGCACGCGGAUGCCCUGGCAGAUGGCCACGAAAACACCCCCCACGGCCAUGGUUAUGGUGAAUACCAAAGCUACAGCCAUGGGUACGACCCAGCCUCGUCUCGAUUCCGCACCAGGACCUCACCUUCUGCGCCGAGCAUCAUGACGGAGACUUCCAGCUAUAGGGCAAUGCACAGCUCAGAUCAUCUCUGGCGGAGUCGGCUGGACGCGACGAGGAGCGAUAGCGGCGGCAUCAUGGGGCAUUACGGUGCUGGCAGCGCAGGCGGACCGCAGGCGCCAGUCUCGGCUGGAAUUGGACAUGGCGAAGGAGAUGAGUAUUCUGAUGACGGGGACAUUGCCGAGGGCGAGUCCGAAGGUAUGCAGCAGACCGCGGCGGAGAGACUGGCUUCGCGAAGGAAGAUGAAGCGGUUCAGACUUACGCAUCAGCAAACGCGAUUCCUGAUGAGCGAAUUCGCGAAGCAACCACAUCCUGAUGCUGCGCAUCGAGAUCGACUGUCCAGAGAGAUUCCGGGACUCAGUCCGCGCCAAGUCCAAGUCUGGUUUCAAAAUAGACGCGCCAAGAUCAAGAGGCUAAACGCCGACGACCGCGAGAGAGUGGUUCAAAUGAGGGCGGUCCCCGAAAAUUUUGACAACGUGCAGGCACUGCACUCGCCCUACGGCGCGGUGCAAGCAUACGACAAUAGCGCGCUGCCGCAUCCGCAGCAUCACAUUUACGGAGGGCAGCAUCAUUCUCGGGGCCUCAUGGUCGACGUGCGGCGGACCGAGGGCGAGACGCACGCGAUGCAGUCGACCGGCCUCACGCCCAUCUUUGGUGGAAUCGGCUUUGGCCAAAGUCACGUCCCCGGCUUGCUGGAGACGAACCACAUGCUCGCGUCACCGCCACCAGCGCCGCAGCAGCCGCCAGCUUUUGGUUCUAACGACAGAUAUACGUACGGGACGAGACCGCAGGCCGGUGUGGGCAUCGUCGCCGACAACAAGGGCGGCUCGUCCACGAGCAGCCCCGUUCACGAGGGCCAUCACCAGCACCACCAGCACCACCACCUACACCGACCGGAGACGAGGCCGCUACGGCCCGGCGAGCUGGGUAAUCCCCUCACCAGGGGGCGGUCGCCGGUGUCCUCUUUGCCGUCGACCAUGGGACCCUCCAUGUACUGGCGAGGGGGAGGAGGGGGGAGUGGGCUCGGCGACGUGGCGGAGGCGCACGACUCUGCCGCCGUCGCAACCUCCGCCUCGGAGCACGGGAGCGAAGCUCCGGGGGCACCGCCUCUGCACACCUCGACCUCGGGGAUGGGCCUCAAUACCCUAUUUUAUGGCGGUGACGCUUCGACGCAGCCGUCAACUGCUGCUCCCGCGGGUGACAUGAGGCCGUCCCGUCCAGACCCGUUUCCUCCACCUACUCGAAGCUGGGCGCCUCCGGUCAACAGCCGCGGCAGCGGCCCGUACGGCGAUAUGAGGGCGGUAACGCUACCGCCACAGCAACAGCAGCCGAUACUGACUCCCACCCGAAUGGAGUUGGCGCGAACGGCGGCAGCGGCGGCGGCGGCAUCCGUAGCCUACGCGUCGCCAGCUUUGCCCGUUGGUAGCAGUGCGGACGCGGCAGCACUCGACACAAUGACGGCGAUGACGACGACGACGAAUACGACGAGAGUUCUUCUUGAACCGCAGAGCAACCACCGAUACAUGCCGCUGUUUCGGAACGACGCUGGUAACACGUCAGCUGCGGCUGCCCGCGAUGGCUUUCCCGCGCAACAAGCGGGGGGCGCGGACCAGCGGCUGUUCUACCCGGCCGAGAGGCAGCAGCAGUAA